GGAGAUGCACCAGGGGAGCAUUCAUGCAGCUGAUUAAGGUGGAUGAGAACCUCCAACAGGAUCUGAACUUUGAUUACAUACUAGUUAUUGAUACGGAAGGGCUCCGGGCCAUAGAGAUAGCCAAUAAGUUGUCCCUUAAUCAUGAUAAUGAGCUAGCCACCUUCGUCAUUGGUAUUGGCAACAUGACUGUGAUCAAUAUCUUUGGAGAGAAUCCUUCAGAAAUGCAAGAUAUCCUGCAGAUCGCUGUCCAGGCAUUUCUGAGGAUGAAGAAAGUAAAUCUCUCCCCAAGCUGUUUGUUUGUGCACCAAAAUGUUGGAGAAAUAAGUGCAAAAGGAAAAAAUAUGGAAGGACAAAGACGCCUCCAGCAAAAGUUAGAUGAAAUGGCAGUUACUGCCGCCCAGCAAGAGUUCUGUGAUGUUACCUGCUUUAAUGAUGUUAUCCGAUUUGAUGUGAACACCCACAUUCAUUACUUUGCUCACCUCUGGGAAGGAAACCCACCAAUGGCACCUCCGAAUCCCAGUUACAGCCAAAAUGUGCAGGAACUGAAGAGCAAGAUUCUCAUGGCUGCCAAAAAGGAAUCUCAGGGCAGUGUUUUAACGCUUUCUGGGUUAAAAGGCCGAAUCGGUGAUUUGUGGAAGGCUUUGUUAAAUGAGAAUUUUAUUUUUAGCUUUAAGAACACGCUGGAGAUUGCAGCAUACAGCAGGUUAGAAAAUAUGUUUAGCCAAUGGACCUGGCAGCUGAGAAGUCACAUGCUAGAGCUGCAGAUACAACUAAACAAUCAAAUCAGGAACAAAGAAAUGCUCCAGAUCACCAGAGAAAGCCUUGAAGAAGGAGUUAAAAAAAAAUAUGGUGCCAUCAUGGAUCAACUCGAAAAGUAUUUCAGUGAAGACCCAGAUGCUGAAAUAUUGAUUCAAUGGAAAGCAAACAUAGAAAUUAAACUGACAGAUCUUAAAAAGUCACUUAUUGAGGAAACUAUGAGGAAAUCUGAAGACCUUAUCAGACUAAGGAAGAACCAAAGCAAACUGGAUGAAAGAAAGUCAGAAUAUGAAAAGGAGCUAUUCAAAAAGAGCCAAGAGUUGGCUCUGUCAUUAAAAGGCAAGGAAUUGAGUGAAAAUGAACUGAGACACAACUUCAACCUCCUGUGGGGAAAAUGGGUCUGUGAAGUGUCCUCUGAUGCCCCUCCUGCUACAGAGCCUAACAUCAGGGUUGAUAUAGAAAACAUCCUGCUCGAGCGUUUUGAACCGAAGUCUGUCAUAGCAGAAAAAAUUAAGGCCUGUUCUAGCAAGAAUAUGUUUUCCACUGAUUUUUCGAAGCAUAUCACCAUAAAGAAAACAUUGUAUGUAUUCAAGAAGACUUUAGAGAAGUUUGAUAGAGACACCAUAGAGCAGGUUACAGGUCGCAUCACACAGGGGGUCAAAGCAAUGAUCGAUAGGAAAGAGCAGCAGAGACUGGAUUACAGUGCAAGUUACAUUCAUGAAAUACUGAAUAAAAUAAGACAAGAGGUGGACUCUGCAGCUAAUAACCCAAAGUACAAAUUUAAUAAUGAUUACAUAAUAGAUUUAUCAGUAUUUUUAUGCAAAAUGGCAAGAGAAAGGUUUGAAGACAUGCACACAGCAUUUAAAAACGCAAAUAAUCCAACUGUCUACCUGGAGAGUAAAAGAGAAGAUUUCUUCAAGUGUUUUCAGAUUUCCUGCCAAGGAGCAACCUCUAUCACAGCAUUUGCUGAUUUCCUAUGCACCAAGCUUUCUGCAGCUCUCCGCCAGGCAGUCUAUGACAAGACUGCCAUUGACAUAGCCAGUGAGAUGAAGUCUACACUUCCAGCUUUCAAUGGGAACAGAUCCAAACUAGAAAACUAUAUUCUUGUGUAUCUGGCAGAGAAGGAAGACUUUGAGGAGUACAAGCGAUACAUUCAAUCCCCAAAAUACUUUUUUGAGGAUUUUAUCAAGCAGCGUGUUGAUGAUUAUUGCUUAGACAAGAACAAUCCAAAACUGAAGAGUUUCCUAAAAAAUUCCCUUGAUUCUUUUCAUACUCUUGUCCUUUCAGCUAUUCGCGACUCAACUGAAGUUACUAAAGACAGAAGUGGCAAUGUAUCCUUAUGGCUGGAUGAAUUUUGCAGGAGACUUCUACAGCAUUUAACCCUUCCAAGAGAUGAUCUAAAAAGCAUUGAACAUCAGGAGGUAACCGACAUAGAGUUUCUUAAGGCAGCAAUGAGUAAAGCAUUGUCUCCUGUGGUAGAAAAUCUGAAAAAAGACUUUACUACCAUUGAUAUGGGGCCAUUUUCAAGAAAACCACAUGAAAUACUAGCUGAACAGCUUGGUGGGUGCUGGGAGAAGUGUCCCUUUUGCACAGCUCUUUGCACAAACACCAUAGCUGGUCAUGAUGGAAAACACAGUGUUCCUUUCCAUCGGCCUCGAGCUGUGGAUGGUGGAUACUGGCAUAAAACAGACAAUCUAGUUAUUGAGAUUUGUUCCAGUCUUGUAGCAAGUGAUUGCUUACACAUACUUCGUGACGAUCGACGCAUUCCAUACAAGAAAUACUGGGAAGGAGGAUCUCCUUAUUCUGACUGGAAGAUCACACCAGACAUGUCAGAGCAGUCUUACUGGAAAUGGUUUGUGUGUCAUUUCAAGGCAGAGAUAGAAAAACUCCAUGGUAGAAAGUUUGAAGGCAAAGGAGAAAUCCCUCCUCAAUGGAAAUACGUUACAAAGGACACUGUACUCUCUGAGCUGAAAGAUUGA
Messenger RNA from Terrapene triunguis (Three-toed box turtle), 2735 nucleotides. Its product is annotated as interferon-induced very large GTPase 1-like. NCBI's taxonomy places the organism in Eukaryota, Metazoa, Chordata, Testudines, Emydidae. The annotation marks the transcript as partial. The transcript has a single exon. The record is from RefSeq and is a predicted model, not a curated record. Gene Ontology annotation, molecular function: GTP binding.